AUGCAAGGAGCAUACCAACCCUUGGCGAGCGUGCUUCAGCGUAGAGCAGAGCUCUCGAAGCAGUUUUCUGCUCUUAGGCGUGUCCGACCAUGCGUGCCGUUCUGGAGGCUCGCCGCUCAUCGUAUCCCUACCUUAUGGACAUUAUACCGUGGAAUAAUGAAGCACGCUCCCGGAAGUAAUAUUAGGUGGCGCAUGCGCAUGUUCUUUGACCAAUACAAAUGCUGGACAAGCCCCAAGGCCACCCGCGAAAAACUGCUUUUGGCUUACAAGUACCUUGAUUCCUUUCGCUCCGCUACGGAGGGUGAUAAAAGGCUGCAGCAUGUUUUAAGGCGCUAUGACUCGAUGAUUGCCGCAAAACGAGCUAAAGAAGAAAUGAAGAGUAUGAUAUUGGAACAAAUGGCAUGGCAAGAGCGUCUUCGCACCCGGCCCAUAAUGACUGGCGCGUUUUUUCGUCCGUCGGUACUGAAUGGUCCCUUACCGCGACUAAAACCGCAGCCCGCGCGCAUUUCUAUGAUGAUACGACAUAGGAGGCUUCAAUACGGACGCAUCGGGCCCAGAUAUGAGCAGCUUCACGAGAACCGUAACGAUCUUUGGCUCGAGAAACGAUUUGAGGAGGGAUUGCUAGUACAAGAACGCAGAUCUGGAAGUCCGGUUGCAUUUGCCCCGGUAUUCGAGGACAAUCUCGAAUGGAACCGUGCCAUCUUCGACGAACGCACAACGAUUCGCGAGAGUAUUACUCGUGCAGCGCAACGUGCACUUACACCCUAUCCACCGGAGAUGCUCAAAGCAAUCAAGGAAGCACGGCGCGAGAAGAUCAGGAAUAAGACCCGAGAGCGCGAACGGGAGCGUCGAGGAGAAGUACUCAGAUGCACAAUCGAGAGAAGCCGGAAGAGGCCACCAGCACAUGUCCUUGCAACAAUGCCGGUGUGGAAACAACGUGCGGAUAAAGUAGUACGGGGAGUCAGUGAGGUUGGCUAUGUUGGAAUGAUGAAAAGCAGGAUGGGAGUAAAGAUGAAGAACCCGAAUCUCUGGAGAGAGCUUGAAGGCGAAGAUGUGCAUGUUGAACAGGAGGAGAAACGCAAGGUACGCGAGGGUGUUCAGGAGAACGAACAAGUAAAUGAGCAUCUGAAUAAUGCCAAUGAAGAAAGGGGCAAAUAG
Molecule: messenger RNA, 1158 nt
Organism: Fomitiporia mediterranea MF3/22
Lineage: Eukaryota; Fungi; Basidiomycota; Agaricomycetes; Hymenochaetales; Hymenochaetaceae
Exons: 5
Coding region: 1-1158 (385 amino acids)
Source: RefSeq, a predicted model, not a curated record